AAAACGCAGUGUUUGAAUCACUUAUUCUCAUUCCACCACUUUUUCCCGUUUAUAAAUAAUCUCUUUUCCCUCCUUCCGCAGCCAAACAAUCCUCAUCUUCUUGUUCUAAUCCCAAAACCCUAUUUCGUUCUCAUUUUCAUUCCUUCACCACACCCUUCAAUCCUUACCCUAACGAUUAUAACUUAUAAUCAUAAUCUCUUUCAUUUCCCCCCAUUUUCUCAUUUUUUAUUUCUUAGAAAAACCUAAUUCAAUUCCGUUUAUUAAUUAAACCUUAUCCUUCUGUUCAUUUCAAUCCCUUCAACCGCCACCACAACUACCACCGCCGCCGCCGCCACCUUUUUCCUCUCCGACGACCUAACAUGGCUAUUCCAUUCCCUCAUUUCAUCUCCUCCGAGAAAGCCGCCAUGGAAGCCGGUCUCCUCGUGCCGUCUUCCCCCUCUUCCUCCGUCUCCGUAAUCCUCACCCAAGACGAUUUGAAGAAAAUCGCCGCCUACAAAGCCGUCGAAUACGUCGAAUCCGGCAUGGUUCUCGGCCUCGGAACCGGCUCAACUGCCAAGCACGCUGUCAACCGUAUCGGCGAGCUUCUCCAGCAAGGGAAGCUCACGAACAUCAUUGGCAUACCGACUUCAACGAUUACUCACGAGCAAGCUCUGUCGUUGGGGAUUCCUCUCUCGGAUCUCGAUACUCACCCUGUCGUUGAUCUCGCUAUCGACGGUGCUGAUGAAGUUGAUCCUUAUCUGAAUUUGGUGAAAGGACGCGGUGGAUCACUUUUGAGAGAGAAAAUGGUGGAAGGUGCUUGCAAGAAAUUUGUUUGCAUUGUGGAUGAGUCAAAGUUGGUUAACUAUUUGGGUGGGAGCGGUUUAGCUAUGCCGGUUGAGGUUACUAGGUUUUGUUGGAAAUAUACUGCUCGUACGCUUCAGAGUCUGUUUGAUGAAUCUGGCUGUGUUGCAAAGUUGAGAACUUUUGGUGAGAAGAAAGAACCUUAUGUUACUGAUAAUGGGAACUAUAUUGUGGAUUUGUAUUUUGAGAAGAGUAUUGGUGAUUUGAAGGUUGCGAGUGAUGCGAUUCUGAACAUUGCUGGUGUUGUGGAGCAUGGAAUGUUUUUGGAUAUGGCUACUACUGUUAUUGUCGCAGGUGAACUUGGGUUAACUGUGAAGAAUAAGUAGUUCAGAGUUCAGAAUUGGGGUUUAGGAGAAUAAUAUUUUAGGUUUAAUUAUUGGUUAAGGUUAUGGCAAUUUGAAAUGAGUUCUAACAUUUUAUAUGGUGUAGUGGUGAAGUAUUUAUUUAGUGAAUCGAUUAAAAGAGCUGGUUCUUGUUUUGUUUUUGUUGUUCGGGUAGUGUACUUUCAUUUGAUCCUUGUUGGAUUGAAUUGUUGAAGUAAGUGUCUUAAUUCUCUGCUAGUUUAGUUUUGUAUUUUUACUUAAUUUGAGCAAGAAGAAAGGAAAUUGAGACUUUUUAAGUGCUCUUUUGUGUGGUGCGUUGAAUUAGUUCUCCACACAAUUUCUUGUUGAAUUGAUGUGUUUAUCCUAUUGAACUUAUCUAAUUCAACUUUUGUUCA
Molecule: messenger RNA, 1558 nt
Organism: Lathyrus oleraceus (garden pea)
Lineage: Eukaryota; Viridiplantae; Streptophyta; Magnoliopsida; Fabales; Fabaceae
Product: probable ribose-5-phosphate isomerase 2
Exons: 1
Coding region: 360-1166 (268 amino acids)
Biological process (GO): pentose-phosphate shunt, non-oxidative branch
Molecular function (GO): ribose-5-phosphate isomerase activity
Source: RefSeq, a predicted model, not a curated record